Chironomus riparius is the source of this 2386-nucleotide messenger RNA. NCBI's taxonomy places the organism in Eukaryota, Metazoa, Arthropoda, Insecta, Diptera, Chironomidae. The record is from the annotation of a GenBank genome assembly.
AGACUUGAGCACUAUUGUUUUUGUUUAAGUUCAGCAUUUAUUACGAAAAUUAAAGAAAUAUAGUUAAAUUAACAUAAUGUAUCAAUUACAAACGCGUUUACUUGAUAUUUUGAAUCUUCCGCUUGCUGAGAGAAUACAGCAAUUGAAGUUCUGCAUUGAAACAGGUCCAAUUAAGGAUUUGCAGGCAUUCUUUCCAGCAUUAGUACAAAAUAUAUUUGGGAUCAAUCCAUCAAACAAUGUUGGAUGGGGACUACGCACGAUUACUGCAGAAUCAUCUGAAUAUUAUAUGCUUUAUAACUUUUUCAAUCCACAUGAAACAUUUUUUCGAUUAAUUUACCGGCUUCAUACUGCAAAAUUUGAGUAUGCCUUUCCAGAUCUACCUCGUUCCCUUAAAUCGAUGUUGGAAGGAGCUAGAAUCGAUGGAUUCUACACAAAGCUCAUUAGCACUGAUCAUUUCCAGCCUAAAAUGUUGUCUUUGAAUGCAUUUGACUACUUUAUCCUACAUUUUGUGGCUUAUGGAACCAAGAACUUGCAUAAAAUAUCUGCAGCCGCAAUGACUGUUAAUAAUGAGAAUACAAUGACUGUUUAUUUCAACCUUGUAGCUGAUUACUUGUGUAACUUCCUCCCAAAUGAUCCAAACUCAGUCGUUUAUCCUCAAAUUGAUGCCUCACCAAUUAAACAUCCAGCUCCAAUAAUUUCAUCUUCAAUUGCACCAAUGAGACAGCCAAAAUAUCUACUUCUUUCAUCAUUAUCACAUCAAAUUCCAAGUCCAACAAAUCAACGAGAUGUUCGACUUGAAGGAACAAGAAGCAGUUCUGCAAAUUGGCGUAGUGAGACUGUUUUAAUGCUUUUCAUCGACUGCUGGCUAAGAUAUGAUAUGGACGAGACAUACGAAUUGCCAUCUAAUGAAUUUAUUCGUUUAUUAAGAAUUCUGGUCAAACAAUUACAUUAUUUUGGAAAUUGUGCAGAACAAGAUUCAUCAAGUUUAUCCAUUUUACGUCAACAAUCACAGAACUUGUUAAAUGCACGAAUGUAUUCAUUUUUAAAGACAAUAAUGGCACGCUGGCCUUUAGAUACUUCUUUUAUUAACGUUAUUGAACUUUGGCUCUCGUACAUCCAACCAUGGCGUUAUUUACAUAAUCGAAAUUUAAACAAUUUAAAUAAUGACAUCAUCGAUAUCCCAGAUCGUUUUAAGACAUUUAUAAAUGAGAAUUUAUUAAGUUUUACACAAAUAUUUGUGCGAUUACUUCCACGAUUUCUAAAAAUGGAUUUAGGACUCAACAAGAAUGCUCACAUGCUGUUUAGAAUCUUAAAAGUAUUUCGUCAACCUAGCGAGAUUCUUAAAAAUUAUGAGAGAAUCUUAAUUAACAGCAAUUCAGUCCAUAGAUCACAACAUUCAUCAUAUAUAAAUGAAACUUCAAAUACAGCACGUUCACCAAAUAAUUCAAUGAAUCGUUCAGGCGAUAAAUUUGCAUCGUUACAUCGUCAUGCUAGUCAAUCGGCACUGUUUGAUGAUAGCACCUAUAUAUGCAUGUUCAGUGAUGAAGUAACCAUGCAAAUUUAUGAAUUAAUGCAACGUGUAUAUUCGGCAAAGAUGAAAACAAACUUCGAAAUUGGUAAUAUGGAAAAGCUAAUGCAGCAAAACAUAACAUUAUGGGAAAGAUUUCUAAAGUUUAUUGGUUGGUUGAGUUCCUUGAAUUUCUCAUUUUCAAGAACAUUGGAUGAAAAGAAAAAGACACCAAUCUACCUCGAUUUUAUACUCGAUAUUUUAUCGCCAAUGUAUAGUAUUCCAAUUGAGGAGGCAACGAAAGAGUAUACAGCAAAUGCGACAAUAUUUGAGGAUAGUGAUAAUGAGACAAAUACAAGUUUUAUGAACAUUACACCGAGUUAUAUGAAAAGUCAAUUGAGUCAAAUUAAUUAUACAGGAGAUCCAGAAUUAUUGCCAAUAAUGAGUAGCGAAGUAAGACUAUUAGUUCGAUUAUUCUAUCCAAUAACGAGUAAAUUUAAUGAAAUGUUUGGAAAUGAAAUAAAUGCAAUUUGGAAUCGAGAAGAUUUUUAUGGAAAAGUUGGAAGACAAAUCUUAUCGCCACCUGUUGAAACGAGAGUUUUUGAUAAAUCUGCUGGAUAUGCGGAACUUCAAAUCCAUCAAAUUGGACCACGUCUAAGUCUAAGAAAGUUUGCUAAUAAGACAAAUUUAGCUAUUUUUGUUGCAUCCUUCAUAAUUGGUUGGAUCUUUUUUGGAGCAUCUAGUUUAGGUUUUAUUACAUAUAUUUUUGUCACUUUAAUCUAUUUGAUCGUUAAAGCCAUGUUUUCUUAAGUAAAUCAUUGUUGUCUCAUAUUUUGUCAUGGAAUAUAAAUAAGAAAUCUGGAAAAAUACUACUUUUUU